UUCCGUCGCGAAGGACGCGGCGUCGGUUGGUUGUCAAGAUGGCUGCGGCGGGGUCGCGGCCGCCACCUCCGCCGUCGCCCUGCGAGGUCGCCGCCCUCGCCGCUGCCGUCGCCACUGUCGCCGGGGCCGCUGCGAAGCCAGGAUUGCCGCAGCCGAGCCUGCGACGCCCGUGACGCGAGACCUGGGAGACGCACUGCCCGGAGCGCCGAGGAGAGGACGAGGGAGGCCGAGCGGCCAUGCGGACGGCGCUGAGGUGAAGGAUGCUGGCGGGCAGGCCCGGAGCCCAGAGCGCAGGCGCAGGCGUGGGCGCCGGACCCCCAGACGCGCCGGGCGCCCGUGACGGCGGCGGUCGGCCGCGACCCGGCGCUUACCUAGAUAUGAAAAUCCAUCUUGAGAAAAAUUUAGAAGAAGAACGCCAGAUGCUACUACAGCAACAAAAACUAUGUCGGAAUCGAGCACGUAAAUAUUUCAUGGAGUCAAACCGGAGAAGAAAGAAUACUUCCAGCAGGAGUAAAUGAUCCUGCACAGUGGAAGACUCGUGGGAAAGCAAAACAAACAGCUUGGCAUCUGGCUGUAGUGAGGUAGCUCACUUUGAGCUAAGAUGCUGUACACACUCCAUGAGACAGAGCUGCACAUGCUGAGCAGACACUACGCAAGACUCCAAGGCAGACUCUGUGUCUUCUGAGAACGCUCAGCCAGAGACAGUGGGUAAUGACGACACAAUCUUCUCAGUCUGAGUCCUACAGAGCUAGCGAAGUCUUCUUUCGUGCUCUCACCAUCUGUUCCUUCAUUCCCACUGCAUUUACCUGAGUUCCUGACACAUCACCACGUAAAUGAAACUCUGCAACUCCUGAUGGAAUAAGGAGAGAACUGUAGUAGCUUUCGAAGAGAAACGCCAAAAACAAGAAGAAAGAGAAUAUCAAAUUAGAGAACGGAUCCUGCAGCAGAGGAAGCAAAAGUUUGAAGAAGUUACUGAAAAAUUCCAGCGUGCCCACGUUCCUGUUUCUCAGAGAAGGAGAGCAGUUUUUCAAAAUCCAGUUCCUCCAUUAGAAGAGGCCCUAAAACAAAUUCAAGAGUCCAACUUAAAGUCAGAAGUAAACAUUCCUCUUUUCCACAGGCCAGCAACAAAUUGGCGGUGAGUAACUUAUUAUAACUAUGUUAAAGUGGUUAGGCUGACCACUACCAGACAUGACAUUUUUUUCUUUAACCUUAGUAUUCUUUUGCUUGUGUAUUACAUUUUACAAUUUUGUGGGCUUUUUGGGUUUUGUUGUAUAUGUGUGUCUCUGCAUGGGUAUGAAUGUCUUUUGCUCUUAAUUGUUCUUGUUUGUUUCAUUAUUGUUUAUUUUGUGAGAGAGGGGGGGGGAGAGGGAGAGAGAGAAAGAAGACAUAGGAUUGGAAUGGUGAGGAGGGUUUGGGACGAGAUGCAAGAGGGGAAACUGUGAUCAAAAUAUAUUGUAUGAAAAAGAAUAUGUUCAAUAAAAAAGUUAGAAACAAAAAAAAAAGUGGUUAGGCUGUUAGCUCUUUUAACCAUAUGGCUUUAUACUUGAUGAAUUUGUCAUCUUUUUCAUUGGUUGCAUCUUAUCUUUGUCUUAGAAUUUGUUUUGUUUUGUUUCACAAAUUAAGUAUUAAAUCAGAAUUGUAAUUUGGUGUAAUACUCUAGUAGUAUAAAUACUGCCAAUAAUGAAUCAUUUUCUAUGAAAAAUAUCAACACUGUUUUAAUAUGUUGAUGUUUAUUGUCUAUACUAAUGAGAUACAAUUGUUUAGAUUAUUUUGAUACAAAUUUAGUUUAAAAAAGAUUUUGCAGUUGUAGUGGUACUUUUUUCUUCACUUAGAAUUUUGUUGUUAUUGUCUCAAUAAAAACUACACUUUUUAUUUCUGGUUCUCUCCAGCAUUUCCUAAGCAAAGACUAUAAAAGGAACAACACGGACUAGCCAAUCACUAGGCUUCCUCCAAUAAAUGUAUUUUUCAUUUUUUCCAAAUAUUUUUUAUGUUAUAUGCAGAGAACUAGAUAAAGCAUUGAAAAGCAGUAUGGAAUACACUGUAAAACAUGCAAUUCCUUGGAGCCAGAGAGAUGUCUUCAUGGUUAAUAGCACUAGCUAUUCUUUCAGAGAACCUAGGUUCAAUUCCCAGCACUAUAUGAGCUCACAACUCUCUGUAACUUCAGUUCCAGGGGAUCUGAUGCCCUCUUACAGAUAUAUAUGCAGGCAAAACACCAAUGCAUAUGAAAUUUUUAAAAAAGACCUCAUUUUUAAUUAAAAUACGUAUAUAAUCCAUAGUAUAUAACCGUAAAAAGAAGUAAAAUGGCAUUGUAGAAAGCUCUGAGCCUGUGGGUAUAGCUCAGUAGAGAGCAUUUGCCUCACCUGUGUAAGGCAGGAUGGAUCACCAGCACCACACAAAAUACAUAGAUUUAUAUCAAAAUAGUAGUAAUAAUCAGAAUACUUAGGAAGUUGUUAAUAUUUCAGGCUGUAAAUUUUGUUAAUAUUUUACCUAUACAAAAUAUUAUUUCAUUUUUAGAAUUUCUCUGGUCAGAAAUUCUCUUGAUUAGAGCAAAAACAUAAUUUAAUCCUUUCAGUAUCUAUUAGAAAAGAACUACUCUUUAUUUUAAAGAAUCUCAUUUAAAAAGGAAUGCUUCAGCCAAGCUUUGAAGAAAAUAUGAGUUAAUCAGGACAAAUGGUGAAUGGCACUUGUAGACAGAAUGGUGAUCACAUGUAACAGCAAUGAUAUAUAUAUUCAGGGUAAAGUGUAAUCUGAUUUCCACAUGCAUUCUCUAGUAUGUGUGUAUACACACACAAAAAAAUAUUUGUGAUUUUAAAAGGAAUAAAAUAUGCACUUAUUCCUGAAGUUUUAAGAGAAUUUUAAGCAAAUAAACAAAAUCAUUUUAAACAUACUUUUAUAAUCAUUAUAGAUUAUUGUGCAUAAUAAGGAGAGAAUGGAUAAAGGAGAGAGGAAGGAAAGGAGGAAAGAAAACAAUAUUUCAUGAAAAAAUACAUUAUAAGUUUGGUGUGAUAGCAUAAAGAAAAUAAAAAUAGCCAAGGUAAAGGUGAGAAUAUGCUGAGUAGAAGUUUGGAGACUUCUCAAAAAAAAGUACAAAAUGAACUACCAUGUAAACCAGCUAUUGCACUCCUUGGUAUAUACCCAGACAACACCGUAUGCCACCAUAGAGAUAUGUGUAGCCCUUGUUUAUUGCUCCUUUAUUCAUUAAAGCAAAGAAUUGAAUCAAAGUGGUUGUCCAACAAAUGAGUCGGGAAAAUACACACACACACAUACACACACAUACACGAAUACUCAAUUCUAAAGAAAAGUGAAGUUAAAAAUGUACAGGAAAAUGGAUGGACAUGUACAUUAUCAAGUGAGGUCACACAUUCUCAGAAAGAAAUAAACCACAACAAUAUGAACUAACCAGUAUCCCCCAGAGCUUGUGUCUCUAGCUGCAUAUGUAUUAGAAGAUGGCCUAGUCGGAAAGAAAGGCCCAUUGGUCGUGCAAACUUUAUGUGCCUCAGUACAGGGGAAUGCCAGGGCCAAGAAGUGGGAGUGGGUGGGUAGGAGAGCGUGUGGGGGACUUUUGGGAUAGCAUUGGAAAUAUAAAUGAAGAAAAUACCUAAUUAAAAAAAAGGGAAAAAAAAGAAAUAAACCACAUGUCCUCUCUCAUAUGUCUCUCUAGCCAAUAAUACAUAUAUGUAAACAAAUAUACCGUGGGUACAGUAUAACAAGAAAAGAAAACAGCUAAAUAUAAUACGGUGAUUAGAAAGGAGUAAAUGCAGGGAUGGAUGUGAGUUAUGGAAAGGAUAUCAUAAAACUAAUUGUUUUCUAGUGCUAAUUUCAUCAUUAAAGUUCUGGCUUUGUGGUGGAUAUGUGUGUAAAAUAUUCAACACUAAAAAUAUAAAUUUUAAUGUGAAGCUUCACAAUUUCUAUUUCAAAUAGCAAUUCUAACUGGAUAUAAGUUCAUUAAGUUGUAUAGACUUUGUUUGAUUAAUUUUGACGUGUAAUGUUUAUUUGCAAGGUUUUUACAAAGAACUUCACUGAAAAGGAGAAUAUGUUAAUAUUUUAAAUUUUUUUACUUAAACCUUUUUUAAUCAGAAGAUAGGAGUCCAAUUAUAAAUGUUAAUUUUUUUAACCAAAAUUGAGACAAAGAGGACUAGGAAGAGAUAACCUGAAGGUUGUGAUUUUAUUGUUACUUAACUUUUUCGAGUAGUUUUAUUCCCCAAACCAGAUUAUCGUUUUGUUCAGUAUAUUGAACUAUAGUGCUGUACAUAUUAGAAGAAUCCCAGAAAUAAGGGGGAAAUAUCAGAGAUAAAAGUAAACUCUCUGAGGGCAGAACUUGGCCUGAAGCUAUACAAAUGAGUAAGAUAGUCAUCAAAAACAAGCAGUUCUUACAGUAUAAUUAAUUUGUUGUAUAUGUAUGUACAGUGAGGUAUAUACAUACAUACAGUGAGGUACAUCGGUAGGAAAGGAAGCCAAGUGUUAAACCAGGAAAGGCUUUGAUAAGUAAUAUGUUCUAGAAAUAAGUAGUGAAAGAAUUGGAGCAAGGUUCCAAUAUGUUUAGAAGUUUUGCCAAAUUAAUAGGGGCAGACUAAUAGUGGAAAAUCAGAUAAUCUAGUUAAUCAAAAUUACUUCUUCAGAGCUGCCAAGGAAGGAAAUAGAAGAUGGAGAAGACUCAAGGAUGGUUCCAGAGACAGGGUUUCAUCAGUGAAUAGAGUGAGAUGAUAAAACCAUUUAUUAAAACUUAGGGAUGAAGAUAAGGUAGUAGAUCUCAAGUAAAGCAUUUUGUCACAAAAAGAAGAGUGUAGCUGUGAAGGAAGAAUCAACAGGUUUAGGUAGAGAGUAGUUGAAAGGAAGAUAGGUGUCUUACUUAGGGUUUCACUGCUGUGCACAGACACCAUGACCAAGGCAACUCUUUUAAGGACAACAUGUACACGGGUUUGGCUUACAAGUUCAGAGGUUCAGUUCAUUAUCAUCAAGGCAAGAACAUGGCAGGCUCUUAAAGUACAUGCCCACAGUGACACACUUCCUUCUCCAACAAGUCCACACCUUCAAAUAGUGCUACUCCCUGGACCAAAAAUAUUCAAACCACCACAGGAGGGUAUGCUAUAAGUUUUAAAUGUGGGGUAUUCAGGAAGUCUAGGUCAUGAAUACAGAUGUGACAGUCAUCACAGAUAAAAAUAAAACUAGUCAGUAUCUUAUCAGUGGUGAUCUUGAGUUAAGCAAUCAAUCAGAAUGCCAUGUGGUAACAUGACAGAGUCCUUGGAUAGGAACAUCCUUUGGGAAGGCUACAAAGCAUUUGAAAGCUAGUCUUUGCUAAGUCUAUACCUCCUACAAAUGACAGCAUCACUGUAGAGCAAUGCAGUUACAGUGGGUGAACCAUUUCCCAAAGAAACAACUUAGAAAGGUACUCCCACUACUGAUUUAGCCCAUUAAGAAGGAUAAAAGGAUAAUGUUAACCCUUUGCAGGCAUAUACAAAUAGAGAGACUAUCACAAUCAGUUUACACAAGAUUCCAAGAGGAGUUCUGGUAGGGUAGGAAGAAGGUCUCCAAAUUCAAAACUUCAAAAAGGCUGGCCACAAGAGUGAACCUGAAAGUGGGAUGGGUGGGUUGGUGAGCAGGGGAAGGAGAGAAGGGAUAGGGGGUUUUCAGAGAGGAAACCAGGAAAGGGGAUAACAUUUGAAAUGUAAAGAAAAUAUCUAAUAAAAAAAAAAAGAGUGAGCCUGAAAAGGGACAACCAGAGAACUAUAAAAAGAUGAUAGCUAGAAAAUAAAAGUCAUUAAAUAAAAUGGUCACAUUUCUCUUUUACAGUAAUUGGGCUAAGUUGCUCAUUGUAAGCAAAGCAACACAUUGAAGUGAAGCAAGCUAGAAAUAUGUUAAGAACCAAAGUUGGAAACAUAAAGGCAGUAUGACUUUAGAAUAUUAUGGGAAAGUUUGUCUGGACAAAAGAUGACAUCUAUCAGCCAAGGUAGUUGGGUUCACAGGGAAUUUGACUUCUAAAUACUUCUAGUAUUUAUAUACAGAGACACUUCACUUUCCAGUUUGUUUGCUUGUUUGUCUCUGUGUUCAAUUAGUAUUCUGUGCUGAUCAGGUAUUUUCCAUCUUAAAAACACCUCUUCUGUACCAUGAAUGAAAGCAUGGUUGGUUUUUUUGCUCAGCAAUGUGCAGUUGUUUACAAUCUUAGAAGGGUUAAACUGUCAAAAUAAUUUCAAUUUUUCUGAAGCAUUAUGUUAUUAUUUUAGCAAAUCUUUACUAAAAUAACUAUUAUGUCCUAAAUAGUUACGUACUAAAUAAGUAUAAAUAAGUGUUAUCUUUCUGAGAAAUAAUCUUUAUUUUGUAUCAAAAUAGCUAGUUUUCGCGUUUUUAUAAUAUACUUUGACUGUGACUUUAUGAUUACCUGUGUGUAUGUGUAUAUAUAUAUAUAGCAUGUCUUCAUUUGAAAAGCAAAUAAAUAUAUAAUCUAUGAGAGAAAAUACUAUGGUUAACUAAUAAAAAGUUGGAUUGUCCUCCCCAAAUAACUGCCAGUAUUAAAUAUAUUAAGUAUUUUAAAAACUAUAAAUGCCAUGUAUAAGUAUGAAAUUUUAGACUAUUAAUGAUUACUAGUUGGCUUUUUGUAAAUAAAUUUAUUGCAAAUGUUUAUACAAAGAUUUUUAAGCUAUUUUCAUGUUAGAAAUACAUUUCAAUGGAAUAUAAACCUAAAAUGGGUUCAGAAAUAAAGUGAUAGAAGUGUAGCAGAGCAGUGGUCAUGGUACUGGGUACUGAGUAGGCCUUUGCACAAGCUCUGCCACUUAGUCAUAGUCUCAGCCCAAGAGGUGGUUCUAGUAUAGAAAAUGCUAGUUGCAAAUUAAAAUAUUUUAAGAUGAUAAUGUUGUCAUCUAAAACAGAAAUUUGUUUGGAAAAGUGGAGACUAAUGCUUAAUCCUCAAUUUAAAUAUGAGACUCAGUUGUAGGAACUACUUCAGGUAAUAAUGAGAUAUAAAAAUAUUUACAAGGUACUAACUUAAAAUAUCAGAAAUAAUCAACCUUCCAUCACAAUCAAUUUCUUAUCACAAAGCUAAUCUGUUUGGCAUUUCUGGUGGAUAAACUAACAAAACAAUUUUGUUAGAUAUCUAUCUCCAAUAUCCAUGUAUUUGUGAUAAGAUAGUCUUUCUGAACCACCAGUACAUCUGAGAAGUCUGCCUUUGCUCCUCACACUAGUGGGUUAAACUAGAUGUUUCAGCUCAUAUCUGUGCAUCAAGACUUGAAAAGGAGAGGACGGGUGAACUUGAAUCAUCUGUAUACAUGUUUCAGUUAGUCAGUGUGAGGAAUGUGACUGACCAGUGGAAGGUCAAGCAUGAACCCCAAAGGAUAAAAUCAAUCAAAACCCUACAGGCAGCCCAGUAAUAGUUCUUAAAAUCUUAAUGAGGUUCUUUCUACUUGCCUGUCCAAAUACUUUCCCACCUAUGCAGAUCCAUUCCUGCUUGUCCAGCUAUCUCCAAUCCUGAUUCCUACUUCUCUGGCCAGCGGUCUGCCUCACGGGCCCCAUUGCUAUCCCAUCAUCCCCAAAGUCUUCCUAGCUACCCAGUUGUUUUUCCCACCCCCAAGACCUGUGUCCUUCCAUCUGUCCCCUCUACUCUUCCAAAGACCUUUUUACAAGCCCCAUUACUAUCUUAUCCUAUCAGAUAUCUCCCUCACCCUCCAACCCCAGUUACUUCUAGCUUUUCUAGCAAUUUCCCUAAUCUACCAGACCCUAUUCCUUCUGGGCCACCUGUCCUUCGACGUCCUCCAUCCCAAAGUUCUUCCAACAUUCCUGAUCCUGACUCACAGAACAGGUUAUUUUAUAAAACUUUCAGACCCAAACAGUUGCUUGCAGCACAGCAUUCUACCCAAACAACUCUAAUGCCCGCACUUAUACGCCGUUCCCUUCCAGCUCGACUGGUUGUUUCCCCAACCCCUUUGGAAACUCUCCCUGUUUUGAAACCUUCCAGUUUAUCCAGGCAUCCAAGUCAACCAGCCCCACCCCUCUCUUGUAUCACUCCUUUGCCUGAACAUUCUUCCAGGUUUGAUGCUUGUCAGUCAGUUCAGAAAUCUGUUCCACAAGCCACAUUGUCAAAUCAGUGCCAGGCCUUUGUAGACCACCUGCCUGCCUUGAUUCUCUCCCACCCACCUCCCUGUCAUUCUCCAUCCUCUUCUUUGCCGUCGUCACCUUCUACUUUCACAUCCUCUCCAUCCUUGGGAGCAGUCUCUUCCUCUUCAUCCAUACCUUCUUCUUCUUCUUCACCUUCUCCUUCCACCUCCCCUCCCUUACCUGUUUCAUCUAUCCCUCUUUUGCCCUCUCCCUUGCAUUCAUAUCCCUCUCCCUGUUUGCCUCCAGCUUAUCUGGCUUUUCCCUCUCCAGUGCCUUCUUCCUCCUCUUUUAUGAUUUCUUCUUCCUUUCCUCCCAUGCUUCACUCUAUCUCGAUCUCUACUUCCCCAUCUCCUUUGAUUCCUAUCCAUCCCUUCAAUCCUCCUCACUGGGGGAAGAAAGUAGAGAAGAGGAGAGAAGAAAGUGGAGUAGAGAAGAAAGGAAUAGAGAAGAAAAAGUUGAGAGACGACAACUUUAAAGAGCUAUAGAUUCUGCCUUGCCUUCAACAUUGUCAAAAAAUGAUCACAAGCAUCAAAAACAUCUCGUACGCAGAAUUAACCGUAAUAAAGAAAUGAAGGAAAACAACAUAGCAAACCUAGCUACUAACAAAAAUGUGUUCCAGCUUAAACUGGAGGAGACACAGAAACUCCUAGAGGAUCAACAUUUAAGUGAUUUGCAAAAAUUUUGUGAUGAAGUCAAUCAGAUAACCAAUUCUGAAACUCUCUCAAGUAUAGACAGUCUUGAGGCUGGAGAGCGUGAAGAAAUAUACAUCACACUUAGUAUGAAGCCUUCCACGUCAACCCAGCAGAACUCUGUUCCCCUUCAGUCAGCAAAUCUACAAGCAGCUCAUUUAGACUGCUUUGAUGAAGAUAAACUGUCAUUCUCUAAAACUCAGCAUAUAAACAAUUGGCUUACAAACUUAGAUGCUCAAAAUAGUCAGCCUGUUGCAUCUUUUUCAGAUAUUUUAAUUAAAUCUAAUGUUCUGCCCUCGUGGGAAUGUUUAAAUAGUAAAGAACAAAAUCCACCUGCUUUGAGCAGAACUGUGGGAAGAACCACAAGAACUACUAGUGACUCAAUGGUCUUUGUGUGCAGUCCAUCCGUAGUUGCACUAGAUAAAAAAGGAGAAAACACUGCUGAAAGCAAUGUUGUGAGAGCAAGUGAUCCCACUGAAGGAGCAGUCCAAAGGGAGAGGCCGGCACAAAUGGAGAGCCCAACGUUUAAAGUCAGUCGAGCCUGGACUACUGCAGAAUCUCUAACCCAGGAAACAGCUUCAUUUUCCGUCCAAGAGAGGCCUUCUGAGUUAACUUGGGAAAGCAGAACUGCUUCGAUUCCUGCUUCAUCUGUAACGGUUUUAUCACCUAAUUUACAGGCAGGUGGGCCUUUAGCAGAGAACAACACACAGAUAAAAGAAAUUGACCCUGUGCAGUGCUCUGAUAAGUUAGAUGAAUUGAAAAAUAUGGAACAUGAAAGGAUAAACCAUCUUAACUGUAAUAAAGAAAAAUAUUUAUUUUCACCCAAUUUUCAGACCACCUGUGCACUUCAAAAUUCUAAUUCAAAUGAUAGAAAACAAAAAGAGAGUGGCCCAUCAGCAGCACUGUGUAACAACCCUCCUGACUGUGACUUGCCAGAGCAGCACAGCAUAAAACACAGUGUCCAUGAACAAAAUGGGGUGCGGCUGCUUAAGAGUAUAUUAAAGAAAGAAUCCAGAUAUGAACAUAAUUAUUUGAGAGCAUUAGUUAUGAAACAAGGUUUUAAGUUUAGACACCAAAAGGCAGAAACUGUUAGAGAUAGUAUUGAAUUAACAAAACAGAAAGGGAAAGGUGCAGAAAUAUCAAAGACUAGUAAAAAACUGCGGUGGUUUGAUGAAAGUGCUAACUUAGAAAAUGCUGUAGAUGAUUGCCACCCAGUGAGGAACAGAGCAGGAAUGGCUCCACGGUGGUUACAGCGCUGUCACACCAACAGUGGCACCUACAACCUGACAAGUAUUCCUGAGUGUCCUGUACAUUCUGCUGCUGGAAAGAAAGCCAAGGCUGAUUCUGUCCCAGAAAAUGCUACUGAUUUAGGAAGAUAUGAAAUAGACAGUGUGCCUUUGAACUCUUCUGUAUCUUUAGGCUUUAGCUUUGCCAAACAAGCCUGGUCGGCCUGCAGAAGAGGAGAGAGCAAAGCCCCUGUACAUGCUAGUGACUCUAAGACUCAAAAGACUAAGCCUCAGAGAGGAGUAAAAUUCACUAGAAGAACAGGGUCUUCAAAGGUCCAGAAAGGACUUGUGCAGAACAGAAAACCCACUGUCAGCCAGCCACAAACUUCAAGCAAAGCCAACACAGUGGCCCAAACUCAGGGUAAACUAAUUAUAACUCAUCCUCCACCUAAACCGCCAACAAACAUUAAAAGUGGUAAAAAUAUGCAAGUGUCUCCAGGUCAAUCAGCCAUACCUGAACAUUCUCAAAAUGUCAUGACACAGAGCUGUUUAAGUCCAGCAUCUGUGCUUCCAACAGAGUACCAUUUGAACCAGGGGACUCAAGAAAGUAGUCUCCCGUUCUCAGACACCUGUUCUAACCUCCCUGCUGUGAGUCCAGCUCUACCAACUCCUUACUCUUCUGAGUGCCAAACCUUAGCAAAAGCCAAUUCAAAUGGCACAGCUUUCCUGAAAGACGGAGCAGUAUAUUGUACCCAUCGAAGUCCUGUUUGUGAAGAAAGCUACCAGUCUUUCACUCAUAGGAAUACUGAAGAAGAAUCCAUUCUCCCAUGGAGAAGAAGAAUCAAUGGACACCAAAAUGAGAGAACCACUGAUUCUACUGUUACAAGAAGAAAGCAAAUUGUUGAAAAUAAAUGGAAAAGGCUGUUAGAACAGAAAAGGAAAACCUCUGGAUCUAUAGGAAUGAAGUACACCGAGCAAAUAACUCAUUUUGGACAAAAUGUCCCACCAAGUACAACUGAACAAAUACAAGCUCCAAGAGGUGUCAAGACUGAAGAAGUUUCAGAUAGUACUUCUGAGUUUUUGGUGGCAGAAAACCUCAUGAAUUCUUCAGUGCCUGAAGAUGAAAUUCUGACUGCCAUAAACAGCAAGCAUCUACAGAAACCAAAUCUGUCCCAACCAACCAAUGUCUGUGCCCUGUCAGCUGAAGAGCAGAAGAUCCUGAAGUCACUCCAUCACCUCGAUGAAAGGCUAUACUAUGUACAAGAAGCAAUUCGCAAAAACCCUUCCAUCAAAAAUACUUUACAAUUAAUACCACUUCUGGUUAUUCUUCAGGACAUGACUGCAAGCUUCCAUCUGGGAGGGCUAUUUCAGCCCAAGCUUUCUCCAUGUUGGCCCCUCUACAGUCUUCCCAACUCUGGCUCGUCUGUGCAUCUGGCACUCUGAUAGGGCAGAGCUAGAAAAAGAAGGGAGCUCCUGAGGCAGCAGGUGAACCGUGCAAUAUAACGGAGUCGCCAGGAGACCACCAAGGCCCUACAGUUGCGCAGGUGUAAAUUAUCAAAGUAAAACAACCCUACAAAUCUUAGAAUUUUCAUUUUAGAGUAUCUUAUUUAGUUUUAAAAUAAAAUUAAUUUAAUGAAUUUUUAAGAAGCAAGUUAUUUCUUCGGCCUAAAAUAUAUGUUAAACAACCCCAGAAUCUUAUAUGACUUUCGAGUGUUUCUGUAAAUAAACAAACAAGGAAGGAAAGAACAGAUGACAAAAGCAUUCCUCUGCAUUGUAUUGUGUUUUUUGAGACAGGACAUCAUAUCGCUAGUCAUGAACACUUGGUCCUCCUGCCUCUCACUUCGCAAGAGCUGAGAUUAUAGGGUGCACAGCACACCUGGCUUCAGAAAGCUACUCCUAAGGAUCUGGAGAGGUGGCUCAGUGGUGAAGUCCUGCUGUGCAGCAUGAGGACCUGAGUUCAGAUCCCUCGCACCCACAUAAAAAAGGUCUCUGGAUCAUCCCUUAGGCUCAGAAACAGUCAGACCUCAGGGCUCCACUGGCCAGUCAGCCAAAAUGGUGAUCUUCGGUUUCAGUGAAAAGACCCUGUCUCAAAAGAAGAAUAAUAAUUAAGUUGGAGCCUGCACGUGCACAUGCAGACGAGCACAUCUGCCCACUCAGAACCACAGCACUCACACAGUCAAAGGAAAUUCCUCCAAAGCACAUAUUACCAAUAGUAAAAUAUGAAAAGUGUGAAUUAUUACUGUCCAUAGGAUGCCCUACAAAGAGCAGGAUACAGCAUCGUUGAAAUUGAUGCAUGUACUAUUUUGAUUUGAGUUUUAGUCUUCUUAAAAGUCAUGAUCUGAAAAGAGAAUGACCUGUGAACAUCUGCAGAUGUGACAGUUAAGAGAACCCUCUGAACUCUCUUACAGAGCAGCCAGCCAAGGGCAAGUCUGUCUCCUGAUGUUGGAUCCACAGUGCAAAGAAAAUACUGAUGAGCUGUGAUAGUCACUACUUAGUGGAAUCAUUAUUUUUGAGAAUUCCUGUAAAUAAGUUCUGUAAUUCUGCAUUUAUUAAUGAUUUAAAAUACUAGACUUUUAUGUUUAUAAAAGUAAAUCAUAAUGUACUUAAUGAAAAUGAAUUUACUAGCUUAUAUUUAUGCUACAAAUUAUACUUUAUUAUGUAUUUUCUUGAUACAUUUUUAAUGAAUGAAAUAUUUCAUUGUUUUCAAUAAGCAUGCUACUGGAUAUAAAUUUUCUCUAUUUAAAAAUAAGAGACUAUUUUAUUAUUCAAAUUAUGUAUUAGGGAUGAUAGUGAAUCUUUGUUUUCUGAAGUUCCAAUAAAUUUUGUACAAGUAUAUAAGAAACUUAUUAUUAAUAACAUCCCCAUAAAUAAUAAAGCUAUUUGUUUAAGAUUUUA
Messenger RNA from Mus musculus (house mouse), 12895 nucleotides. RefSeq names its product centrosomal protein 126 (gene Cep126). Lineage: Eukaryota; Metazoa; Chordata; Mammalia; Rodentia; Muridae. Gene Ontology annotation, cellular component: centrosome; midbody; ciliary base. The record is from RefSeq and is a predicted model, not a curated record. The transcript is spliced from 12 exons. Gene Ontology annotation, biological process: mitotic spindle organization; cytoplasmic microtubule organization; non-motile cilium assembly. The coding region runs from base 8654 to 11443 and encodes 929 amino acids.